GGCUAGCGCCGAGCCAGGCAGGCAAACCGGUCUUUCUUCUUCCACGACUCCCGUGCGCCCCGCUCCACACAGCGCCCUUCCAGGCCACCGCCGCUGACGCCGACGUGGAGGAACGCCUCACAGCUUUCACGGAGAAAGCUUGGACAUUUCCCCCCCAAACCACCACCACCUGCAACUCUUCUGCUCACGAGUGAGUGGCAACAAGUGACAUGUGAGGAGUGUCGGGAGACCAAGGCCCUGACGACGAUGUCGACGACGUGAACUACUCGUCGGGCAAGCUAAGCUUUGUAUCGCGGGGGUCUUCCUGCACGGCAACGUGACAAGGCGGUGUCAACGGACUUCUCGAUUCUGAGAGAACGCCGGAGGGUCGUCGGACAUGGCCAUGUUUUAUUCGGGCACCUCGAUGCGCCGGCUAGGCCUCGCUCCGCUGUCAGUGGCGGUGGCAGUGCUUGCAGUGGUUCUGCUUCCUUCACUGGCUGAAGGCCGUCGCACAUCGCACUGUUACGUGUGCCGCUCCAGGAGCCAGCUGGGCGACUGUCGGGACCCAUUCCCCUACAACGAGACCACGGUCGAAGGCGUGCGAGGGGUCGAGGCCUCGCCUUGCGCCUCCAAGUGGUGCGGCAAGCUUGUCGAAGGAAGGGACGACGAUUUCGACCUAGCCACGGAGCGGAUGUGUUUGCAGCGACCCCCCGACGACCAGGAGGAGCGGUGCGCAGAGACUCUUUACCAAAACAGACGCGUCUACAUGUGCUUCUGCCGGGGAGACCUGUGCAACGGGGCCCACAAAACGGCAACCACCGGUACCGCGGCCAUCGCUCUUGCGCUCGCAGCAACCUGGGUCAUCAACUGCGCGUUACCAUUGUGACGAAGGCAGACCUCGCAGGACUUAGAAGGGCGCAAGUACUUCAGAGAGGUCAGCUGAGCCUGGACACAGUUAAGCAUCGAAUACUUUAUACGUGCUCGGAAGUUGUGUACGGCCACGGACAAUUCAAAUACGAAUAGGUUAGGACCUAGCUAAACGUUUCUUUGACCUAGUUGGUUCAUGGCUUCUGAAGAAAAAAAAAAUUGCAGCGCGAAGCAACGCAAGGACAUGCCUGUGUUCUUUGUCUGUCCUUUCAUGACCUUUCGCUACAUUUUUUUUGUCUAAUGUUAAAAAAAGACUAGAACACUUUUUUGCGUCAAUUUGGUUUCACCAGUACACUUAACGUCGUCUUGAUUUCACUUUGCGCACUUAGUGUGGGACCCAAAGAAUGAUGAAAUCCACAUCAUAAUAGCCUAUGCGAGAUAAUGCUUUUAUGUUUUUAUUGGUUGGUUGUUCCACAUCGGUACUGUUUGUUCAUGUUUAAGUUGUCCUUGACUGUACUGGCAACGUCCACUUUCCAUAUAAUGUGGCACAAACACUAGAUGUCUAAAAACGGGCUUUGUUCAACACUCAUUGUCAUUAGAUCGUGUCUGGUACACACAUGCCACAGAGUCAAGACAGCAACCAGACUUAGAGUGAGCGCGCCAAAUUUCUGGCCUCAUUUGCAAGAAUUUGCUGUACAGACACACAAUGUUUGUGUGUGAUGCAAUGCUGACUGUGUUCACUACCGUAAUUGAAUACAAACAAGGUAUAGCGGAGUAAAAAAAAACCUUUGCGUUAAUGACACUGAACACUACGUUGCACUGCUUAUGAGAUAUUGUGGUCUUCUUCUAUACCUCAUGAUUUCCGAGAUACUACUAUUAAAUAUAUAACUAACACUAUACGUGUAGAACACGACAUGCAAAGUACUCGAUAUAGUGAGAGUGUUUUCAUAUCGUCAGAUGAGCGCAAAGCUCACAUAUGCUCAGAACAUACCAGCGUAACUGCUACACAGCGGUCCAUCACUGCCAUCAGUUUCUCACGUUUGGAGAACAUCGUUAUAAUGUAUUUGUUGUUUUGAUAUUAUCGCGUACUCUAAUCUUUGUUGUAUCUGAAAGAUUAAAAUGUUUGUUGUAAGAAAA
Molecule: messenger RNA, 1983 nt
Organism: Rhipicephalus microplus (southern cattle tick)
Lineage: Eukaryota; Metazoa; Arthropoda; Arachnida; Ixodida; Ixodidae
Gene: rtv
Product: QVR superfamily protein rtv
Biological process (GO): regulation of synaptic transmission, cholinergic; positive regulation of voltage-gated potassium channel activity; sleep
Source: RefSeq, a predicted model, not a curated record